UCUCGACGCCAGCACGGCGUGCAAUGACCGCCAAACAGCAUGCAGCGCCUUUAAACCCAAAGGAGGAUAUCGUCCAGGUAGACAUUGUCUACAUUGCCGAGUCAGCUGCAGCGUCCGAGACCGUUGCUGUAUGCAUACCUUGUGAAAAGUUGAGCGCGCACAAACCAACUAAGAGGCUCUCAGUCACAACUUGAC
Molecule: messenger RNA, 195 nt
Organism: Macroventuria anomochaeta
Lineage: Eukaryota; Fungi; Ascomycota; Dothideomycetes; Pleosporales; Didymellaceae
Exons: 1
Coding region: 24-194 (56 amino acids)
Source: RefSeq, a predicted model, not a curated record